Messenger RNA from Ostreococcus lucimarinus CCE9901, 655 nucleotides. RefSeq lists its product with no specific name. The annotation marks the transcript as partial. Gene Ontology annotation, molecular function: protein binding. The transcript has a single exon. Lineage: Eukaryota; Viridiplantae; Chlorophyta; Mamiellophyceae; Mamiellales; Bathycoccaceae. The record is from RefSeq and is a predicted model, not a curated record.
AUGCCGAAAUCUGCGAGCGUGCUUUCGCUCGAUUCCACGGCUGCGACGAGCGCGGGAUCGGAUGGCGCGAACACGACGCAGGUUGGGUUAGGACGGGAAGAUAAGGAUUUAUUCCCUAGAUCAGAUGUUGCGCUCGCGAAUGAGCGCGUUCAAAAUCAAUUGGAGCUGGAGAAAUGCAAGCAUUUACUCGAAAACUUCAUAAAUCAACCCGAGGCGUUGAACUUCCGGGAUCCCAUCGAUCCGCAGACGGUGGAGCGCGCGAAUUACGGGUCCGUGGUGGAAGAGCCCAUGGGUCUGACGAUCGUGCUGAACAAACUUAGAAUGAACGCCUUUGCGUCGUCUCGAGAGGUUUGGAAAGCGUGCAAUUCGAUUUGGUCCAACUGUCGGUCCUGUUACCCGUCGUCUAGCAGAAUGAGAAAGCUGUGCGAUUUAGCCGAGCUGAUGUUCACCACGACUUGGCGGGCGCAAGGAUUGAACAAGUUUAGCGACGCAUCGGACGACGACUCGUGCGACGCACCACCUGGGAUGAAAAGUCUCAAUGACUUCAAAAACGCUGGCCCGAAAACCGCCACGCGUCCUCCGAGCGGCGCGGUGACGUCCGCCAGGGUUGGCCGCAGCCGCGUGGCAUCGUUCAAAUGCGACGUCUGCAAGCGCA